Molecule: messenger RNA, 2397 nt
Organism: Symbiodinium sp. CCMP2592
Lineage: Eukaryota; Dinophyceae; Suessiales; Symbiodiniaceae
Source: the annotation of a GenBank genome assembly
AUGCUCAUUCCGACUCCUCCGAGAGAAGAUGAGGUCGGGAUCUCGGAAUACCUUUCUCCAGACGUGCCUGGGUUUUCCGGCAUCUUCAAGUCGCUGUGGCAGGAUUUCCACGUUCACGAGGUUGACCCGCAUGGUGUGGAGCUGCACCUGAGCGAGUUGAUCAGUCCUGGGGCGGUGGCCGCAGAGCUGAAGAAAGCAGCCGAGGAGCGACGAGAAGCUCGAAGCGCAUUGGGUCCAGACUUUGCGUUCGAAGCGUCGGCAGAAAACGACUUGCGAGAAGCGCUGGGACAAAGUAUUCUAGAACAGCUUCUCACCUUCCUGAAGAAGCAGCAGUCGCAGCAUACCGAAAGGGGCCAGGAGCCGGAAGAAGCGUCAAAGGACGGUUCUCCUGCUGCGGUGGCGGAGCCUCCUGGCUAUGUGGACUUGAGCGCUGAAGAGAUCAGCGACGGAUCCAAGGAGGCUCGGAAAAAGGCUCACCAAGUCGUUCUGAAGCAUUUUUCCAGCUUUCUCAACACAGAAACAGUCGAGGCCGAUGGCAGCCGCUGUAUCCGCGUUUGGAUGCGUGAGGCCGAGCGGAAGGCCAAAGCGCCGACCGCAGCCACGUCCGGCGAUGUCAGUUCUGGCAAGGGAGCCAAGAAAGGAAAAGGAAAGGCUGGGAAAGGGCGAGGCAAGAGCAAGGGGAAGAGUGGCAAGAGCGAAGGGCCUCCAUCGGAAACUGUCCCCUCGGCUUUUGGGACAAUGAGAAGAGAGGGCUGGCCGAAAGACAGACCUGACUAUUUGUAUUUCCGCCUGUACAAGGAGAACUGCGACACAGGGGAGGCAGUUUCUAGCAUUGCACGUUGCGUUGGAAGAUCUGCGAAGCAGUUCACUUUCGCAGGCACCAAGGACAGACGUGCAAUCACCGUUCAGCAGAUCUGUGCUCACCGCCUGCCGAUGGACCAAUUGCGCCGGUCUGUGCUUCACAGGCUUUGGGACAAGCGCGUGCGCAUAUCGGACAUGGAGUACAGAAACGAGCGGUUGAGACUUGGGCAGCUUUGCGGAAAUCGUUUCAAAGUGGUCCUCCGGAAGGUCCCGCUGAAGGACUUUGAGGCUCGCGGUGGCGGUGACAAGGCAAUUGCUGGUGUCAGCAGGGCUCUGGCAGGAGCACAAAGAGGCUUCUUGAACUACUUCGGCCUGCAGCGCUUCGGAACGCGCCAAGUGCGGACUCACAAAGUCGGUGCAGCGAUCAUCUCCGCUGAUUGGCAGAAGGCAAUUCGAUUGAUCCUCGGCGAAGUCGAAACGAAGCCCUGUGCCAGCAUGGGACACAAGCGCUCUGGCGAGGAGGUGCUCGGUCCCUCAAAGAAGCAGCGUUGCAGCUUUGAAGCCGAAGAAGGCAUGCGUGCAGAAGAGGACGGCGCAAGCCGGAGGCAAGAGGAGAAUGAGGGAGAGAAGGAGAAGGGAGGAAAGGGUGACGGAAAGAGCAGCAAAGGCAAGCAAAAGGCUGCCGUCUUGGAAGCACAGCGUCUUUUUCUUGAAGAUGGAAAUGCUCAGCAGGCACUUGAAGCCAUGCCACGCAGUCAGCAUUUGGAGCGAUGUCUUCUUGGUGCUCUUGCUCGUGGCCUGUCGGAUGCAGACACGUUGAGCCAAUUGCCUCACCAGGCGGUCUCCCUCUAUGCUCACGCAGCUCAGAGCCUGCUGUGGAACGCGGUCUUGUCCCGAAGGAUCCGCGAGUUUGGGCGAGAGCCUCGCAUCGGAGACCUUGUCAUGGUGGCCACAGCCGCGGGCCAGGCCGGUGGCACAGGCUUGCCCGGCGAACUGGACGAUGCGAACGAAGUGCUGUUCGACGAGGUCGAAGAGCAGGAAGCAGACUUGUCGGAAGACGAGGGCCAGGACGCCCACGGUCUUCCAAGUGUGCGGGCACUCACAGGUGAGGAUAUCUCUGCUGCGAAAUUUGCGGACAUCGUACUUCCUCUUCCUGGCUCUGAGGUGGUGUAUCCGGAGUACCUCAAAGCUAUGUAUGAGGAAAUGUCAGAGACACUGUUGGGAUUCCCCCUGGAUCACUUCGCAUCCUGCAAGUUGGUGCCGCUGAAGGGUUCGUAUCGCCAUGCUUCAGUCUGCCCAAAAGACUUCGAGUGGCGAACCGUGGUCCCGGAGCCGCACUCAACAUCGGCAUUGCAAGACAGCGAUGUGGCGAAGCUGCUCCGGGACAGACCGGUGAAUGUUGAGCUUCGUGAAGGGGUGGCUACUGCCCCAGUCACGGGACAUGAAGCGGAGAACUCUUCGCCUAGUGCGACAACAGAUGCAGCUGAACCUGGCACAGGGGCAGUGAUUUUCAGCUGUGUCCUUCCUCCGUCGUCGUAUUUGACAAUGUUCUUGAGGGAAGUCAUGAAGCAAACCACUGCUCCGCCGACUCAGUGA